AUGAGUGGGAGGAACGGUUACAGCUACGGAAAUGGUCACUCCGAUGCCGGUCGGUAUGAUAGUGAUGGUGGUUAUGGCAGCAACAACCUAGGAGUGAAUGGGUAUGGUGGUCGAAGUGCUGGAAGUCCAGCAGUAUCACCAGGUGGAGGGGGAGGAAGCCGAGAUCGCCGACCUGGCGGAUAUGGUGGAUUUUACGAUGAUUCACAACAGCCCCCCCACUCACCUGGUCCAUCCCCAGAGCGCAGGAGAGAUCGGUCGGAACGAGGCCGUGGACAACCGGCAUCCCAAUCUAAGUCGCGAUCACGACCAAGGAAUGGAGAGUCAGAUAGGAGAUAUCCGCCUUCAAGGGAUGGUAAAUCCAGAGAUGCCUCGCGAAUUCCGGAUAGUCGCAGUCGGGACAGGAAUGAAUCUAUUGUGGCCGCAAAGGGAAGCAAUUCGCAGGACAUACAAUCUGUCGAAGAGGUUCUGCAAUCGAUCCAGCGUGAUUGGGAUUUCAUGACGGAGGCCGAGUGCAUCCCUGUGAAUGUUGCUCUCAAUUUGAUGGAUACUAGUACGUUGGGAAAAGCAGAUAGAGAGCUGGACUUCAUUCAUAUGUAUGAUCAGAUUCAGAGGACACUGAAGGCCAUUGUUAACGAACAUCAUCAGGGAUUUAAUAGUUCUAUCGGAACUUACCAUAAGAUCCAGUCAAAUAUUUCGAGUUCACAAGGCCGAGUGCGCAACCUGAGAAGCUUUUUGGAAGAGGCCAAAUCAGGGUUGCUGUCAACGAAACCAGAGCUGAAGGGUUUGGCGACGUCUUCUCAAAGUUACGAUGAUCUUCUUCAGUUGUUUGCCCAGAUCGAGGACAUUCAAUCCCUCCCCGAGAAACUUGAAUCGACAAUUUCCGAUAAAAGAUUUCUCACGGCGGUGGAUGUGCUGCAUACUGGACUCCGAUUACUUCGGCGCUCUGAGCUGGAGGAUAUUGGCGCUUUGGCCGAUGUUCGGGCUUACUUCAACAAUCAAGAGUCAUCGAUUAUAGACAUCUUGGUUGAGGAGCUGCAUGAUCACCUUUACCUCAAAUCUCCUUAUUGCUCAGAUCGGUGGAAGGCACCCGUUGGAGAGGGAGAUAUGACUACCACGAGCUGGACAGGUAAUCGCUCAUAUGAGCGACCUGUCUAUACUUUCUUGGCUAAGUUUGAUGCAUCAACCCCGAUGGUCGAAGAUACUUCCAGAAAUCCUGAGGCCGACACAUUCUCUUAUAUUCAGUUGUUGAUCGAGUCCCUGAAUAAGAUGGGCCAUCUCGAUACAGCAGUUGAUAGAAUUGAACAACGCCUUCCAGUGGAGUUAUUCGCAGUUGUCGACAAGACAAAUGCCGAAGUCGACGCCCGUUAUCCCACUCCAAACCGAACCUACUCUUCCCAUGAUAAUCAGCUGAAGUCCAAUCUGCCCACAGAGGAGAUUGACCAACGAGGACAUGUCAUAUCUGAAUAUCUUUGGGCUUUGUAUGCUAAGUUCGAAGCCAUUGCAGAGGGUCAUCGCGUGCUCCAUGACGCUAUUGCUGGCAUUGUGCAACGAGAAGGCAUCAUCAAAAGCCAAGCACUCUUGGGUGGGUUCAAAGAGUUGUGGAAGCUUCUGCAAAGCGAGAUUAGGUCUUUAUUGCAUGACUACCUUGCAACUGAUGGAGAAACUUCGUUCAGGAACAGAGGCGAGGAGGCAGCUGCCCAGAAGAACCUGUACACAAACAAUCGGGAUAAGAACAAAAAAAUGUUCAAGCUAUCUGAAAUCGACCAGGACUCAGAAAUGAAGGCCGAGCAAAAUGAGCUGGAUGAGAUUCUCAAGACCUCAGUGCCCGGUCUAGUAUCUAAAACAAGACAAAAAGCAUCGACAAACGAUGCAUCACAACCACGGCAAGGUAAUUCUGGGACUGGUCAUAAGCUUCUCCUUGACCCAAGCGUUUUCAACAUGAGACUUCUUCUCCCACCUUCAUUGUCCUUCAUCCAGCGUUUGAAGGAUAUUGUUCCCGUUGAUUCAGAUAUUUCCACGAGCACGCUGACCACCUUCCUUGACGACUUCAUGGUCAAUGUCUUCCUACCACAGUUAGAUGAGACCGUGACAGAUCUCUGCACACUCAGCUUUAUUACUGCUGAUGCAUUUACGGAAGAUCCCCAAUGGUCCCAGGUCUCACCCCGUCCUAUCUUCAAGGGCACGGUCAAGUUCAUGUCAAUUGUGCGGGAAUUCAGCAAGAUGCUUUCCAGUAUUCCUCAUGAUCAGGCAUUCACUCAGCUUCUGAUCGACCAGAUUUUCACGUACUACGACAAGUGCUGUGGCUGGUACAAAGCAAUGGUCACAAAGGUGUCUGCUCACAAUUCCGGAGGCGAAGUACGUCUGAAAGCUGCAGCUGCUUUCGCAGCAUCCGGCGACAUUCACAAUGUUGUCGAAGAACUCUGGAAUGGAGACCCUGCAAAGAAACAAACUCUGAUUGACACCGAAACCGAUCUACUUCUAAAGCGAACUGAUACAGUGCCGCUAGAGCCUUACGACAUUAUAUCUGACCCGAAGACUGUUGUCGCCCUUUCACUUUUGUACAACAGUAUGGAAUGGCUCGCAAGUCAUCUAGCACAAAUUCGCUUCGUCAUCGACCCAACGACAGACCCAAGCUCGUCAAGCUUUACAGCAAAUGGUCGACCAUCUCGUCGGUGGACACUAUAUGGCUCCAUGAAGCCAAAGCGUGAUAGUGUCAGUACUCCAGUAUAUCUGCCGCUGAAUGAAGAGACAGCUUCAGCCUUUGACAAGACUCUGCAAUCGCUCCACGGGCUUGGAGCAAAUGCUCUUCUGACAUUACACGUGGAUAUUCGCUGCGGAGUCAUUCACAUUCUGACGAGGACCAUGUCGGGACCAAACCCUGGCAAUGUCCGAAAUUCAGAACCCGCCACGCCGACUCCAAGUACAGAGAGCUGGUGGCACAUCAUUAUGAACCCACCGACAGCGGCAUCCCCAACAAUUUUGCAAUUGAACAGCGAUUUAAUCGCAUUUGACACCAACAUCUCGACAUAUUUGGGCCCUAAUGAACAUUGGUUUAUAGCUUCAGGUCUAGCACGAUUCAUCGAUCGAAUUUUUGUAGCCUGCACGCGUUAUAUCGGGGCCAUGAACGAAAAUGGCGCCCUCCGUCUACAGCUUGAUGUCUUGGUCCUCCAGCAGAAUCUCAAGAACAUCAUCAUCGACCCGACGGCCGAAUCAACAGGCACUACUGAAUUGACACCUCAGGAGGUGGUGGCUUUGCCGCGCAGUGCCAAGUUCCUGGAUUGGUUCCUGGAGGGCGCAGAAAAGGCGUUAGACUACGCGAAAGAAGAGAAAGAAGCAUUUGCCGCAGAAGGCAAUAAGGCCUUAGCUGCUGGCAAUGGUGAGCCGUUCACGUACGAUGAGCUCCGGGUUCUGGUUGACCUUUGCUUCUCUGAAAUUCUGCGCGGGCCCCGCGGUACUGAGAAUCGGGAGGACUUCAUGUCAGCUAAGAAGGCCAGUGCUGAUUCACUCCUGCGACUGAAUGAGGUUAUGUGGGAUGUUUGA
Molecule: messenger RNA, 3540 nt
Organism: Penicillium taxi
Lineage: Eukaryota; Fungi; Ascomycota; Eurotiomycetes; Eurotiales; Aspergillaceae
Product: exocyst subunit SEC8
Exons: 6
Coding region: 1-3540 (1179 amino acids)
Biological process (GO): exocytosis; Golgi to plasma membrane transport
Cellular component (GO): exocyst
Source: RefSeq, a predicted model, not a curated record